Nothoprocta perdicaria is the source of this 889-nucleotide messenger RNA. Its product is annotated as claudin-19-like. Gene Ontology annotation, biological process: cell adhesion; bicellular tight junction assembly. The record is from RefSeq and is a predicted model, not a curated record. Lineage: Eukaryota; Metazoa; Chordata; Aves; Tinamiformes; Tinamidae. Gene Ontology annotation, molecular function: structural molecule activity. Bases 138 to 815 code for a protein of 225 amino acids. Gene Ontology annotation, cellular component: plasma membrane; bicellular tight junction. The transcript has 6 exons.
GAGCAAACUGAUCCUCCCAAAGUGCUCACAGUCGUGCCCAGCAGGAGGGCAAAUGCAGUGGAGAGAAAAAUAACACCAACGUUUCUCAUAUCGGGAAUCUCAGGGGGCUGCUUUGAAAAGCAGCGAACGUCGGGAGAAUGGCAUCAUCUUCAUCACAGAUCUGUGUCUUGCUGCUGGCUUUAUCAGGCUUCACCACCAUACUUCUCACCACCAUGUCCAACCGGUGGACUGUUUCCAGCACUGCGGCUGUGUCGGCUCCUAUGGACUGGGUUUCAGAAGGUCUUUGGAUGGAAUGUGCUGUGGCCGCACAGGGAAAAGUGCAGUGCAAGAGCUUUUUGUACUUGUUGAGUUCAGACAUUCAUGUUCAGGCAUGCCGUGCCCUGAUGAUUACUUCCAUCCUUUUGGGACUCAUAGCUACAAUACUCUCGCUGCUUGGUUUACAGUGUGCACACAUUGGGUUGAGUAAUGAAGAUGGAAAAGUGAAGUUUGCUGUCACGGGAGGAUUUCUCUUUAUUUUAGGAGGUCUCUGUUCCAUGGUGGCUGUUUCUUGGUAUGCUGCGAUGGUUACGUCUCAGUUCUUCGACCCGUUGUAUGCUGGUACCAAGUAUGAACUAGGAGAUGGUUUGUACUUAGGCUGGGCUGGAUCUGUUCUUUAUAUACUUGGUGGGAUCUUCCUGACCUGUUCAUGCAAAGGGAAGAAAAGAGGAAAAUGCAGUGGCAGCAAAUAUGAGUAUUCCAUGGGCCAGGCAGUUCCUCAGCAGCACAUGUUCUCCAAGAACUCGGAGGCAGUCAGAAGAACCAAGGAGUAUGUCUAAACUUGUACAUUUUACAUUACUUGCAAUGUUCAUAGUUUGUGUAUUCAAAAAAAAAAAAAAAAAAAAAAAAAAAA